Messenger RNA from Lepidothrix coronata (blue-crowned manakin), 671 nucleotides. It is a transcript of the gene ERICH5, whose product is annotated as glutamate rich 5. Lineage: Eukaryota; Metazoa; Chordata; Aves; Passeriformes; Pipridae. The coding region runs from base 136 to 540 and encodes 134 amino acids. The record is from RefSeq and is a predicted model, not a curated record. The transcript has 3 exons.
GGUGCAAACACCUUGACUGCAGACAAUCAUGAAACCAUAGCUGACCAAACACAUUUGGACCCAGAAGAGAAUGUGAGCCUUGCCUCUGAGGAGACAAACCUAGGAGAGCAUCUGCCAGGAGAGGAGGCUGAAGCCAUGAUUCUGGAUGUUGAGGAGAAGACAGUCAGUAAAAGGGAGGAGCCGGAGGGCACCGAGCCCCUGCCUGCAGGAGCAGAGGAAAGCUCUGAGCUGCCUUCUGUGUGGAGAGAGGAGGGCAAUGGGCCUUCACCUGCAGCACCAGAAGAUGUUGGGGCACCAUCACCAGGACCAGCUGAGGACAGUGGGCUGGUAGAGGGCAGUGACAGCUCUGUAGUGGAAGUCAUGGAUAAAGUACAUAUUACUGAAGAGGACCACCUCAUUGAGGGUGAGACGGGAGAACAGGUGGAAACUGAGCUGCUCAGUGAGACAGUAAGUGGAGGGCCUGAAACAAAAGAAGAAACAGGAGAAGCUGUGGAUAGUGCAGCAGCGACAGAGAUGGAGACAGCUAAUAACAAGGAAUAGAAGUUAUGUCUCUAUGAACAUCCUCUUCUUGGGCCUGCUCUUCUGUCCACAUGAACAUUUUAAAAUUUUAUUGGGUUGGGAAGAUAGAAAAGCUUUUAUGGAUUGAGCCACAAGCUACAGACACAUGAAUA